This is a messenger RNA of Pelobates cultripes (western spadefoot toad), 24899 nucleotides long. NCBI's taxonomy places the organism in Eukaryota, Metazoa, Chordata, Amphibia, Anura, Pelobatidae. The record is from the annotation of a GenBank genome assembly.
CCCUAUUCCGGGAACGUCACGGUGACGUGUCCCAUCCUCCCUCUCCCCCCCCCCAGUCGGUGUCAGGAUGUGGUUCUGGUCCCGGGACCCGGCCCGUGAUUUCCCCUAUGAUAUUAUUGGGGAGAGAGAGGAGUUACCGGGAGGAUGGGGCAUCCAGAAAGGAAAAAAGAAGGUGAGGGUACCCAUGGCAUCACUGAGGGGUAUUUGUUUGGGGGAGGGUGGCAGCCAGUAGCUGCAGGGUGAUUUGUUAUUAUCUAGUUUGGGGUUGUUGUAUAAUGGGCUGGCUGGAUAUUAUUACUAUGGUUACUAAAAAUUAUUUCAGGGUGUAGUAAUAUAUUAAUUUGUGCUGUAUAAUUAGUGUGUUUUGCAUGUUACAACAGAUAUCACUAUGUGAUUUAAUAUAGCUCUUUACCUAUUUGCACUUUACUACCAUAAACAGUUAGUCAGGGAACAUUUCAGGUUUUUUUGGGGGGGUGGGGGGUAUUAAAAUCCGAAUUGAAAAAAAUUAAGACAGAAAUAGGAGAUCUGGAAAUAUAAAUACGCCUGUCAGUUUUAAAAAUAAAGAAAUAAGUCAGGUUUGCUGAUUUAGCCUCACAUUUUAAUUCGCAACAUUCUGGAGUUUAGUGAAUAACUACAAUGGAAUGCUCAACAAUUGCUUGAAGAUAUAUGUAUUGUUAUUGCAUGGGGGGUGGAAAAGCUGGCAUAUAUGACAAGGUUAUGGUAAUAGUUUGUAUCUGUUCACGAGACAGGUCGGUGGAGACGCAGUGUCUGUGUUCACAUACGAGAUACAACCAAGUGCAGAAGAGCAGACGCAAGCAGCCAGAUCUGCUUUGAAACGGAUCAAGACCCUGAGACACCCCAAUAUUUUAUCAUAUGUGGAUGGAUUGGAGGUACUGGACCCAGUAAACCUUAUCAGUUUAGUUGCCAGUUCAGUAGAUUGACUGUGGCGACUGUUCAACGUAGAUUUCGGUGUAGUGCAUAUGUUUCAUAACUGCUUAACCCCUUAAGGGCACAUGACGUGUGACAUGUCAUGAUUCCCUUUUAUUCCAGAAGUUUGGUCCUUAAAGGGUUAAAAGGACAUUAUAGGCACCCAGACCACUUCAGCUCAUUGAAGUGGUUUGGGUGCAGGGUCCCUAUCCCACUUUGUCCAGUUUGAGAAACUGCAAAAAUUUGCCUUGCAUGGCUAAGACUGCCUUCAGUGGCCAGCUAAGACUGCAUUUAGACAGAAAAAUAGAAUUUGACGGCAUAUAACAACCAUCCGGCCCAUCUAGUCUGCCCAAUUUUCUAUAUACUUUCAUUAGUCCCUGGCCUUAUCUUAUAGUUAGGAUAGCCUUAUGCUUUUCCCACGCAUGCUUAAACUCCUUUACUGUGUUAACCUCUACCACUUCAGCUGGAAGGCUAUUCCAUGCAUACAAUAAUAAGAGAACUGAAGGGGAGACAGGGAGAUGGUGAAUUGUCUGUACCUCCUAAGUCUUCCCUCUGAGAAAAAGGAGAGCAACCCUUAGUAGAAGCUUAAAACCAUCACUUGUAAUCAAUUAUUUUAAAAUACCCAAGACAAGGAUGUUUGAAAAAUUCUAAUAAUCAAAUAAGUCCACUUACUUGAUUAUAAUAAUUUUUGACUUGAGUGGUGCGCACAAUUCACCAUCUCCCUGUCUCCCCUUCAGUUAUCUUAUUAUUGUAUUUAUGUAUAGGGGUUACCCCCCAUUCUCACGAGCAACCUGACACACUCUCCCUGCUCUCUCUUUUCAACUGGCUAUUCCAUGCAUCCACUACCUUCUCAAUAAAGUAAUACUUCCUGAUAUUAUUGCUAAACCUUUAUCUCUCUAAUUUAAGACUGUCUUCUUGUUGUGGUAGUUUUUCUUUUAAAUAUACACUCCUCCUUUACUGACUAGAGUCCCUUCCAGAAUGCUAGCAGACCCUUAAACAACACUGGACGUCAUCCUCUGCAUGAGGACAUCCAGCGUCAGCGAAAACCCUAUAGAAAAUCAUUGAUUCAAUGCUUUCCUAUGAGGAGGGUCUAAUGUGCUUGAGGCGCUCUCUGUGGUCCCCCUUUUGAUUGACGUCGGAGGAGGAGGAUUGCCAACCCAGUGCAGAGGGACAUUAGCGCUGGAGUCGGGCGCGUUAAGGUUUUUUUUUUUUUUUUUAACCCUUUGUGUGCCGGAGGGGAGAAACCGGGGGUGGGGACUAAUGGGCACUAUAACAUUAGAAAUUCAGAUUUGUAUUCCUAACACUAUAGAAUCCCUUUAAAGUACAGAUCUAGUCAUAAUGUCUUUUAACCUGCUUUAUUGGAUCAUGAUAAUUGGUACUGCUUAAAUAUGCACCACAUUUUUUUUCCUGUGAUUUGUUCAACCCACACACUGUAUUUUGCCUAAAUUGAUCUUGCUACUAGACAGCCUGUAUCAAAAAUCCUGGAACAGAAUAUUCUACAAAAACAAUCUAUGAUUUACUUGCACACUGCAAGCACCAUGCCCACUACUGCUUAUUUUGGUUACGGUUCUUUAAAGCUAUAACAACAACAAAAGUAUGUAUUCCUCAACAAUGAGAAAAUAAAUUGAAAACCCCUGCCUUAGAGAUAUGCUUCCAUCGUCUUCUCCAAAUCCUCAACCAGUUUUCUAUAAAUAUGGGAGCAAAAACUACAAAUAAAGGAAAGAAAGAAAACAUUUCAUAGGGUAGAAUACAAUUGUUAGCUGGCCAACGGAUAUGUCUUGGAUACAGCUCCUCCCAAAUUACUUCGCAAAAUAAAUUCAGUUUAUUCGAUUCCACUCGAAAGUGGAUGGUAGUUGCAUAAGGACAAAAGGCAGCCACAAUAGUGUAAUGUCAUUAAAUAAAUUUAUUAAGAAAUGCAUUUUAAACACAUACGUUAAAGAUCCACUAAAGUCACCCAGACCACUUCAUCUCAAUAAAGAGCUCUGGGGCAGUGGUCCUUUCAUUUUAAUCCCCUAGUGUAAAACAUUGCCAUUUUGUAGAAACGGCAAUUUUAACAUUGAAGGGUUAAGUACACCUCUAGCGGCUGUCUACUUGACAACCACUAGAGUAGCUUCCUCCUCCAGAACAGCGUCAAACUCGGCCCUGCAUUAAAAAUCUGUUUACAGCAGCAUUUGACUGGAUAACUGUGACAUUUGGCCACGUAUGGGUAUCUCAUCCAUCGAAGCUUAGAUUGGAUAAGACUGAGGCAUGCUGACAUCUUCUGAGAAGAAGCGGGAGUUGCAAAGGAGAAGUCUCUGCGCUUGAAAUGCGGUGAUAAAACUUUAUUUAACUUAAAUUUUUAUCAGCAAAGGAGAGUGGCAAGUGCGCACAGUGAUAGAUGAGAACCAGUUGUCCCGAAAAAAAUAUUAUUUUUGGGACUAUAGAUUUCCAUUUAAAAUAAAGUCACAGCAUCAGACAGCAGCAGUCUCUCCCCUCUGUUGAGAGUAUCUCCUUCAGGUCUAAUAAUCUGUGAGGACUGUUGUGAUUACAAAAAAAAAAAUGACUGCCUAAUCCAGGUUACUGAACAGCAUUAAGGAAUAUACCUUUGUUUUUCAUUCUCUGUUAUUUUGUGUGGUUUUUUUUUAAAACUAAAAAGUCCCUCAUCUUUCGUUGCUAUUUCAGACUGACAAAUGUGUAUACAUAGUGACUGAGCCAGUGACCCAGCUUGGAACAUACAUGAAGUCUAGGACUGAUUCGGGGGGAGUCAGUGAGUUGGAGAUCUCAUGGGGCCUUCAUCAGAUUGUGGUAAGAGUGUCAAAUUCGUAUGUGUUAUAUUAAAUGUUUUUGCUUUAUUCGGUAACAAAUAGCAGGAAUGACCCAAUUUCCCUAUUAUGUAUUUAUUUCACUUUAGAAAGCACUCAGUUUUUUGGUGAAUGAUGGUAACCUAAUUCACAAUAAUGUCUGUAUGUCGGCUGUGUAUGUGGACCGUGCUGGGGAAUGGAAGCUGGGUGGUCUUGAGUAUAUGUACCCAGCUGGAGCAGAAGAAACAGCCCCCAGAAAGAUCAGCGAGCUGGAGAAAUAUGACCCCCCAGAAAAGACAGAGCGAUCCAAGAGUUCCAAGGAAAAGUGGUGUGUUACUUUAACCUUCUAAAGUUUCUGCUUCAGUAUCUCUCUUAUUGAGAGAUACUGCUUCAUUGAAUUUAACCUCUGAAGUAUAAAUUGCAUUGAUUUGAAACCAAAUGCCAACAUAUAGGCCAAAAUAAUUCAUUUACAAAUUGUUUAGCUAAGCCAUGGUCACAGAUAUGCUAUUUUAGUCUGAAAUUUUCCAGUUUAGUUGCCAAUUCACUGUUUGGCAACUAAGCUCUCUUUGUAUAGAUUGCUUGCACCUUCUUGUACUUUCUCUUUCUUUGUUUUCUUUAAUUAACCCUUGCAUUGCAUAACUGACUCCCGUUGUAAGGGGAGUAGUUUGAUGAGCAAUUUCUGUGUAACAGGUCAGCUGAUAUGUGGUGCCUUGGCUGCUUAAUCUGGGAGGUGUUUAAUGGUCCUCUUCCACGCCCCACUGCUCUCCGAUCCCUUGGAAAGGUAUGCAAUACAUACAUGUAAUAGUGAGCUUGGUGGCUCAGUGUUUUUUAAAAUGAAGUAGCUUGUAAUUUAAUAUUAGAACCUAUAAUUCUGUUAAAGCAUUACUCCAAACACCAUGACCAAAUCAGUGAUUUGAAGUGGUCAUGGUGUCUGGAAUCUGUGUGUCCAGCGUUUUACUUUGAAAUGCUACAGGUACGGAGAUUAACCCGUCCCCUUCCAGAGGUGUGACUUCAUCUAUGGAAGGGUCAUUGGGCGUAUUCUGGACUGGCUAAUAAUGAUGCCAGCUCACAUAGCAUGUUGGUGCCAGGCAGCCAAUGGAGGCAUGACCUCCCUUCCAUGCUGCUAAUGUCCUACCCUCAGUCCAUCCUCCCUGUCCUCCCUCCGGUGAGGGAUGGUGACGUCAGCCAAGAAGGAUCGAGAUCAGGGAAGAAUUUUGCCUCUCCAGUGGAAACCAGAGAGGGAGGGAGGGCGGGCCACCACAGAAAGGGUUACUGUAACCAAAACCAGUGCUUUAUGAAAACACUGUUUUUUGGUUGGAGUGACCCUUUAAGCCUUAAAGCAAUAUUUCACAAUCUGUAGUUUUUGUUGGACUUUAUCAGUCGAUGUGAAACACAUUGAAUAACUUGUGUAAAGGUCAUAGUAGCGCAUGUAUGCAUUACAGAUAAGAUGUUAUGUUGUGGUUUAUUUGCCUGCUUUUGUAUAUAUCAGAUCCCCAAGACACUGGUGCCUCACUACUGCGAGCUGGUUGGAGCAAACCCCAAAGCCCGUCCCAAUCCAGCACGCUUCCUCCAGAACUGCCGCUCCCCAGGAGGGUUCCUCAGCAAUAGUUUUGUGGAAACCAAUCUCUUCCUGGAAGAGAUUCAGGUCAGACCUCACCAUUGUAUACUCUAAUUUUGUUUCUGAAUAAUUUCUGCCACUUGCUCAGUUGGUUCUAUGUCUUUUUUGCUGUUCUGUUUUCUAUACUCUUACAUUAUAUCACAUGCUCUCCAUCUUUAAUUCUUCAUUUCUUUAUUUUUAUUGUUGUUCCAUGUUAAGCCAUUUUUUCACUAUUCUUCCACUAAUUAAACUUUUCUUAUUUUAUGACUUUCAGUUUUCUUGUUUGACAUUCCUUUAAAGGGAUACUCCACUGCUCAAAUUGGCAAAACAAAGUUUAAUAGAUAUACUCCAAAUCAAUACAUGCGUGUAUUGAUUUGGGGUAUAUCUUAAAAGGGCUCUCCCUCCGGCCCUCCACAUGCGCCUACUUUUGCACCCGACUGCCAUGCGUGCCCCCAUUACCUGGUGUUUUCGCAUUCACAGCAUUUUGAUCUGAGGUUAGGAGGGAGACAGGGAUGUUCAAGUUAAGCACACCUGACACUUCCGUUAGCUCAGGAGAGCUAACGGAAGCAGGAAUAACCCCUUUGGCUGUUUGACAGGUUAUUUCAGUAAUUAUUUAUAAAAGUGCUGAUUUCUCAUAGAAAUUGGUGCUUUUAUAAACUGUCAUUAUAAUGGGAAACUCCAUAAACCUCUUCAGCUUUAGAAGUGUGGAUUGUCCUUUAAUUUUUUUUUUUUUGUCUAGUAGAUUCAUUCCAUCCUCAAAGGCAGUCCAACAUGUAAAUGUUGAGUAAGGAAUUCUACUCAAAAUACUGUGAACUAAAGCACUUGUUUUCACCUGUAUUAUCCAUUAGUGGGACAUAAUAAUCCUGAAUUGUGCUCACAGCACCUGGGUCUCCAUAUGUAAAACUCUCAUGUUGUCCUUUGUUCUUGUGUCCGAAAUCUUCAACUCCCAGGCCUUCUCUAUCCAUAGUAGAAAUGCAAUCUAAAGAAAUGAACGUACAAUUGUCUAUUGAGAUACUGCAGUGUUAAUAGCAAGUUUGCAGCAUUUCAGUUUGUGCCUCAGUCAUGCGUUAUGUACAUCUGUGAUACAUGGCUGAUAAUGCUCUAGAUCAGGGUUGGGCAACCUUCGGCACCCCAGGAGAUGUGGACUACAUCUCCCUUGAUGCUUUGUCAGCAUUAUGGCUGUAAAAGCAUUAUGGGAGAUGUAGUCCAAAACAUCUGGAGUGCCAAAGGUUGCCUACCACUGCUCUAGAUACAAUGAACAAGGAGUACUCGUCUAGAUAUCUGGAUCCCCUCUUUUAAACUUACAGGGACACUUAGAAUAUGCAACGAAGAUAAAAACAGAUUGUAAGAAAGAGAGACUUCCUGAGUCAGUGUGUUUGUGUAUUAAUAUAUAAUAUGAGCUAGGUGCCAAAAGCAAACAAAUGAGCAAAACUAAUUCAAGGCCUCCUAAAUGUGAACGCCCUGUACAGCGAGCUCCAGAAAAUUACAGCAAACAGAGUGAGAAUGAGCAAAAAGUUAUGUGCCUAUUCUUAGGGUUUCUCUGUGUCACAGCGAGUCUCAGUGCUUACUGUGCUAAGAGUGGUAUAUCUCUCCUUCACGGACACCUUGGGGUUGUGUUGUUUGUGCUGAGAAACCUUAGCUGGACAUUGGAGUGCCCCUUGGAUUAGAUGUGUCACAAAUGAAAAUUUUCUUAGUUUGCUAAAGACACAAACUCCGGUCAGAUUUACUGAGUCUGUAACUAAAAACAGACCCGAAUAGGUUUCCUCUAUGAGUAGAGCGUGUCGUCAACAUUUCGUUGACCAAUUAGACAGUUAGAACCAAGUAAAUGGAAUGUUAAUAGCAUAGAAAACAUCUAAUUAGUUGCUUAGUGUGUUACAAGACAAGUUAAACCUGACUGAUGAAAAUGUACUCAUUCUGUGCCAGAGACAGUGGAAGUGGGCCAAAAUCAUUGUGACUUUUUCUAAUGAUUUGACUGUACUGUUCUAUAAUUGACACUCAUGGUUUUUACUAAAAUCAUUUAUAAGUUUUUAGUUAGAAUUCAGUUGAUGACAUAUUUCUCUGUUUAGAAAUAAACCACUUACACGAAGGCUGCUGUAUUCUUUUCAGUCUGUUUAUUCUCACCUUCUCUGACCGCCUUCCUUGCCUGUUGAUUCUCCUCUUCAUUUCAUUUUUCGUUGAUUUCUUAUCUUAAUAAGCCCUUUUUCCUUUUCAUAGAUAAAAGAUCCCACAGAGCGACAGACAUUUUUUGGACAGCUCAGUGAAAACUUGGACACAUUCCCAGAGGAUUUCUGUCGUCAUAAAAUCCUUCCCCAACUGCUGACAGCGUUUGAAUUUGGCAGUGCUGGCGCAAUUAUCCUGACUCCCUUAUUUAAGGUAGGUUCAGCAGCGCUAUAACAGCCCAUAUGCUGCUUCAUCAUCACUCUUCUGUAUGCAAUAUGUUUCCCUCAAGAAAAAUGAGAAGUGAGGGGUCGGACCUUGCGUUGCCAUGUCUUCAUGGCGUGGCCAAGAUUAUCUAACCAGAACAUGUUUAAUUUAACUGUAAUACAAUACUUCCUUAAAAGAUCAUGCUAAGCACAAUAACCACUGCAGGCAUCCUGUUUUAUGGUGCCAGGAGUCCCUUGGAGCGAUUUCCCAGUAAGGGGUCAAAUUGUUUGUAAAUGUUUUUACAGCUAUCUUAGUUUCACUGGGCAACAGCAGUGUUCCUAGUCUUCAUGGUGAAGCUACAACCGAAGUUCUAAUUCUUCUUUUGCGAUGUCAAUUUUGUGCAAUGCUUUACAUCAUUUUAUUGGUGAAGACUGUCAUCUGAUGUGCUCGAUCAGUGAAUAAUCUGAAAAGCUGCUCAGACUUGACAUAGUUUGAGAGAAUGCUUUCCGUCAUAUGGCAGCAUGGUCACUCUGUCACUUUGGUAAGUGUCAAACUAUUUGGCCCCUCAUUUGGGGGACAGCACCAGGGGCUCCUGGUACCAUAACAACUACAGUGGUUCUAACACCUGAUUCUAAUUAAAUCAUUUAUUUUAUAAAUAAUCAGUUGGCCCAACAAAAGAAUUGAACAUUGAUUCUUAUCUAGAGAUUACCAGUGAUUUCUUGGUCUGGCUACGGCCUUGACACAUCUGAUAUCAUAAAGUAUUCUAAAACAGGUUUGCUACUCCUAUUUAUGCAAUCAAUGCCCAUGCAGAAUUGAUAAGUCACAAUGGAUAGUAGUACCCUGUCGUGAAGUUAUUGCUGUCUGCUAGAAAGCACAUUGUUAUGCCUGCUAAGGGGUGAGUAGAUGUAGAUUUUACCUUAGAGAGUGUGUUGUAAAUGACAUGGACUUUUUAUUUAUUUUUCUGCUUGAGAAAAUACUGUUUAUUUGCCUAAAGUUUGUGCAAUGCUGUAAUUUGUUGUGUGAGCGGCAUGGUUAGAAUAAUUUUGAUGUGUGAGCGGCACGGUUAGAAUAAUUUUGAUGUGUGAGCGGCACGGUUAGAAUAAUUUUGAUGUGUGAGCGGCACGGUUAGAAUAAUUUUGAGGUGUGAGCGGCACGGUUAGAAUAAUUUUGAGGUGUGAGCGGCACGGUUAGAAUAAUUUUGAGGUGUGAGCGGCACGGUUAGAAUAAUUUUGAUGUGUGAGCGGCACGGUUAGAAUAAUUUUGAUGUGUGAGCGGCACGGUUUUUGCCUUUUUAGAACACCUCUUUCAUACACAUAACUGACUCCUUUAUCACACUCCUUUUCAGAUUGGGAAGUUUCUUAAUGCUGAUGAAUAUCAACAAAAGAUAAUUCCAGUCAUUGUUAAAAUGUUCUCCUCUACAGACCGCGCCAUGAGGAUACGACUUCUUCAGCAGGUGUGGCUAUGCCUUUUAACUGUUAGAUUUACUUUGAUCCUUACAAAACAAAAACCUCAAAUAUAUCACAUAGUCAUUGUUUCAUUUAAAAGCAAAAUAUUAACUUUUCUGUUCAGGUUGAUAUCACCUAUUCCUUGCUUGUAUCAUAAACUGCUAGCAUAUUCAUUAUUUCUAUAAGCAUUCUGACUGCUUUUAAAUACCUCCUGAGCAGUCUUCAGGGAGAAUAAACCCCAUCUUGGAUUCCCCCGUUAUAGCCAUUUAUAGUCUCUUCAUAGCUAUUGACAUUUUAAUUGAUUAUGUAUUGCUUCAUAAGAAGUAAUCAAAACAGUGGUUUCAAUAGCCUCCCUUAAAUGCAUGCAUGUAAUAUACAAAGUCCCUCUUUUUUUAUUUAUUUUUUUGGACAGACAAUAUUUUUCUGUUCUUGUUCUUUUGUAGCCAUUGGCUAACUACUAAUAGCAGCAACAAAAUAACAAUAAUCAUCAAAUUAGCGAUCCAUUAAUAUUUCAUGUCCUGGUUUAUUGUGUUUAUUUAAAGGGACACUAUAGUCACCUGAACAACUUUAGCUUAAUGAAGCAGUUUUGGUGUAUAGAACAUGCCCCUGCAGCCUCACUGCUCAAUCCUCUGCCAUUUAUGAGUUAAAUCCCUUUGUUUAUGAACCCUAGUCACACCUCCCUGCAUGUGACUUGCACAGCCUUCCAUAAACACUUCCUGUAAAGAGAGCCCUAUUUAGGCUUUCUUUAUUGCAAGUUCUGUUUAAUUAAGAUUUUCUUAUCCCCUGCUAUGUUAAUAGCUUGCUAGACCCUGCAAGAGCCUCCUGUAUGUGAUUAAAGUUCAAUUUAGAGAUUGAGAUACAGUUAUUUAAGGUAAAUUACAUCUGUUUGAAAGUGAAACCAGUUUUUUUUUCAUGCAGGCUCUGUCAAUCAUAGCCAGGGGAGGUGUGGCUAGGGCUGCAUAAACAGAAACAAAGUGAUUUAACCCCUUCAGACCGGAGGGCGUACUAUUACGCCCUAUAAUAGGCGGCUCUAAACGCCGGUGGGCGUAAUAGUACGCCCUCCGGUCUUUCGGUACUUACUCGGUCGCCGGCGGUCCCACGCCAGCGAUCGCGGUGGGGGGGACUCCUAGGGAGCCCCCGCAGCACUUCCGUCCUCCACGAAGCCCCCCGGCCAUGUGAGAGUGGGGUCCUUGCGAGGACCCCACAAUCACAUGGCCGGGGAUAGCUGGCUUCUGUAUUGCCAGCAGGGUGGCUGCCUGUAAUGACAGGUGGUCCCCCUGCUGGCUGAAAAUAAAAUUAAAACAAAUAAAUGGUGUAAAAAAAAUAAUAAUAUAUACUACACAUAUACAUACACACAUGUACACCGUCUAGGUGUAUUUUACUAUUAAUAUAUAUAUAUAUAUAUAUAUAUAUAUAUAUUAAUAUCAAAUUACACGUAGACUGAUACUGAUUAAAUAUAUAUAUAAUUAUUGUUAUAUAUAUAUUUAUAUAUAAUAUAAAAAAAAUUAGAAUGUAAAUACGUUAAUUAUUUUUUUUAAUUUUAUUUUUUUAAAUAAAUAAUUAAAAAAUAUAUAGGUGUGUGUUAUUUCGUUCUAACUGUAUUGUGAAAUUUAUAUAUAUAUAUAUAUAUAUAUAUAUAUAUAUAUAUAUAUCUCAAAAUACACAUAGAACAAAAUAAUAUAUAUAUCUAUAUACAUAAAUAUAUACGUAUAUAUCAAUAUAUAUAUAUAUACCUAUAUAUAAAUAAAAAUAUUUUUUAAAAAUUAUAUAGAUAUAUACAUAUAUAUAUAUAUAUAUAUAUAUAUAUAUAUACACAUACGUGUGUAUAUAUAUAUAUAUACAUAUAUAUAAUUCUACAUAUAUAUUUAUGUAAUAUUUUUACAUAAUUAGGUAUCUUAAUUAAUUACAAUUAGCGGGACCUGCCUGACAACCCAUGCCGAAAGUAUAGGGAAUUUAAUUUGCUAGCACUAUAUUUAACCCUAUAACUUCCAAGACACCAUAAAACCUGUAAAUUGGGGGUACUGUUUUACUCGGGAGACUUCGCUGAACACAAAUAUUAGUGUUUCAAAACAGUAAAAUGUAUUACAACGAUGAUAUCGCCAGUAAAAGUGACGUUUUUUGCAUUUUUCACGCACAAACAGCAUUACACGGACAAUAUUAUUGCUGUGAUACUUUUACUGUUUUGAAACACAAAUAUUUGUGUUCAGCGAAGUCUCCCGAGUACAACAGUACCCCUCAUGUACAGGUUUUAUGGUGUUUUCAAAAGUUACAGCGUCAAAUAUAAGGCUUGUGUUUCAUUUUUUUCACAUUAAAAUUCGCCAGAUUGGUUACGUUGCCUUUGAGACCCUAUGGUAGCCCAAGAAUGAAAAUUACCCCUAUGAUGGCAUACCAUUUGCAAUAGUAGACAACCCAAGGUAUUGCAAACAGGGUAUGUCCAGUCUUUUUUAGUAGCCACUUAGUCACAAACACUGGCCAAAAUUGCAUUUUUUGCAUUUUUCACACACAAACAAAUACUAACGCUAACUUUGGCCAGUGUUUGUGACCAAAUGGCUACUAAAAAAGACUGGACAUACCCCAUUUGCAAUACCUUGGGUUGUCUACUAUUGCAAAUGGUAUGCCAUUAUGGGUGUAAAUUUCAUUCCCGGGCUACUAUACAGUCUCAAAGGCAACGUAACCAAUCUGGCGAAUUUCAAUUUCAAAUGUAACGUGCUAUAUUUGUCCCUGUAACUUCCCAAAACGCCAUAAAACCUGUACAUAGGGGGUACUGUCUUACACGUGAGACUUUACUGAAUACAAAUAUGUGUAUUUUAUUGCAGUAAAAGCAAACAGUAUUAUGACACUGACCGUUAAAAUGUCAUGUAGAACUAAAAAAAAUAAAAUAAAAUCUUAUUUUCUCCCAUUUUUUUCAUAUUAAAUUAUGUUUCAUAGCUAAAUAUUUGAUAUUAAAAUGAAAGCCCUGUUUCCCCUGAAUAAAAUGAUAUAUAAUAAGGGUGGGUGCUUUUAAUAUGAAAGAGGUGUAUUAUGGUUGGACAGACAUGUAGCGCAAAUGCCAGGUUUUGUUUACAUUUUGUUUUGUUCACAACGUGUACAUUUGGCUCUGUCCUUAAGGGGUUAACUCCUAAAUGACAGUGAAUUGAGCAGUGAAAUUGCAAGGGAAUGAUCUAUACACUAAAACUGCUUUAUUUAGCUAAAGUAAUUUAGGUGACUAUAGUGUUCCUUUAAACAUAAAUGGUGCUUUCUAGGUUAUAUAUUUGAUGUCUCUAGUUCUCUCUAUUUUUGUCAUUGCUUUUUUUAAACAUUUUUUCUUUAAUUGUUUUGUUUUUAAAUUCCUACAUACGUUGCAGACCCAAUUUUGUUUGGACCUGACUUUUUGUUUUUUAUUUUCUUUUGGUAGAUGGAGAAUUUUAUUCAGUAUCUGAAUGAACCUACUGUGAACACACAAAUUUUCCCACAUGUAGUCCAUGGAUUUAUGGAUACCAACCCUGCGAUCCGGGAACAGACAGUGAAGGUAAGUACUAAAUGAAAACUCGCUUUCUUGCACACACCACUACACUACCUGACAGACAGAAGAAAGACAUUAGCAGUGCAUUUUGUAAAAUUAUAAUGUGUUAUAAGAUUGGUAGUUCCAGGCAGCACACUAGUCCAGGGCUCAGAUUUUCACUAACAGCACACUAGUCCAGGGCUCAGAUUUUCAAGUCCUAGCUGUAUAGCAAGGCUUUAAAGUUACUGGCCAUGACAAGUGCCAGCAAAAAAUGUUUGUGUAUUCAUAUUUAGAGCUGUAUUUGUGCAGAGGAUGUGUUUCUGAAAAUGCAUGGAUGUUUCUGUGAAGGGUCAGUAUGCAUGUGUACCCAGAUUGAUACCUCCGCCAUAGUCUCUCCCAGAUUCCCGCAAGGCAAUAGUGAAUUAUAGCUUCCAUAUACCCAGACGUCAGUCGAGACUUGAUGAGGGGGGGAAAUUUGUUUUUAUUAGGAAAAAGCACACACAUUUAUAACCAGACCCCCAACAUGGGCUCUCUAUUCAGAGCAUCCUAAGCCCACCCAGGUGCCUGUGUCUGGGAGAUUAUUGAAUUGGUCCUUCAGUAAACUAAUUAUCUCCCAGGUAUACAGAGAGCCCAAUACAAAAAUCCCCCUAAAACACACCUUAAACAUUAACGUAUCCCCACCUAUCAUACAUCCCCCGCAGUGUUAGUUUUGUCGACUAACAAUUUUAGUCAGAUUUUAGUCGACUAAAACUAGAAUAAUUAAGAUGAUUAAAAUACAACUAGAAGUGAAAUGGCAUUUUAGUCAAGACUAUGACUAAAACUAAACUGAAAUUUGCCACCAAAAUGACUGCACAAAGGGGCUGUGGAAGGGGCAAAAGAGACAGAGGGUUUAACUAAACCCAUUAGAUUUUAGUCGUCUCGACUAAAAUGUAUUGGAGAUUUAGUUGACUAAAACUACAACAAUUCAGGUAACUAAAAUGGCGUUUUAGUCAAAAGAUUAACUAAAACUAAAUUGAAAUUUGCCACCAAAAUGAACAUUGAUUGAUUUCCACCGAAAGGUCUAAUCCGAGCGCCAAUUCUGUGAAAAUAGCACUUGCAUCCAUGGGGUAUUGUCCGAACGCCAUCGUUUCAAAGUUUAAGCUGACCGCUGUAACAAAUUUGACCAAGAAAAGUCCAUGCAGUUGGAGCCAUUCCUCAGUAAAAUACCGGGGGCAUAUCCUGGUGUGGAAGGGUAGCUUUCUGGUGGUUACAGGGAGUUAAUGUUAGGCUUAAGGGGUAGAUGCUUCUCUCUAUAAAGCGCUUUCCUGGGUAGUUGGGAAGAUGGGGAAAUUGAGGUAAAAGAGACCAGGACAAGGGGCUAAGCAUGGUCGAGCUAGAGUUCUAGGGCGAACAUAGGUUACUCCUGCUGAUAGCGUCUGGAUACUCCAACCUAGGAAUGUCUCCUGGGUAGUGGACAAGGGUCAGUGGGUGAGAAAAGUACACAGAAGGUAGAGGUAACCUUAGGGAAGUUUAGUAGAUCAUAGUCUUUAUGUGAGUUCUUUGCAGCAUGAAAACAAAAAGAGGGUGAAAUAUUUGUAGCUAAUGGCGUUAUUAUCUCACACAUUUGUAAAGUUGCUGUAAAUAUUCAUAUUUAAACUUUAUGUGCAUUUGUGCUUCAAAUCUCUCUAUCUCUUUUCAGUCCAUGUUGCUCUUGGCUCCUAAGUUAAAUGAAAAUAAUCUUAAUGUGGAGCUUAUGAAGCAUUUCGCUAGGCUACAGGCACGAGACGACCAGGGACCUAUUCGUUGUAACACAACUGUGUGUUUAGGCAAGAUUGCACCUUAUCUCAAUCCCACGGUGAGUAUGUAAUACGUUUAUAUUGUAUAGGUUCCAUUUAAUAGUAGCCAAAUAUUGCAGGAUAUUUAAUCGUGUACAUAAAUUAACAUUACCGCAAACAAAUAGCCCUGUUGUAUCUGAAAAGGUGUAUACUUGAGGGGUGUUAUGACCUUGAUUAAAUAUGCCAAAGUUUGCAUCCAUGCCAGAUCUAUGAUCUGAAUUAGGACUACGCUUAAAUAACCACUCCAGGCUAUUUUUUUUAUUUUAAAACAAAUUUUUUUUUAUUUUUAUUUUAAUCGUGUAUCUGAAAAAAAAGAUUGUAAAUGCUGCUGUUCUUAUGAGCUGCGGCCUUUGCAAGCCAUCUCCUUUUUACCUGGAGAAUAGACUACCAGUCUCUUCAUGGGGAAUUAGCCUGUCCUCUGAAUCUGUGCGUAAGGGUGAUCUCACAUCUGACCUGAGAUCUGUGGGGGCGAAGGCAGGUACGCUCAAGUAGAGCAUGCCUGCCACUUCUGUUAGCUCAGGGGUUUGACAUUCAUGGGAGUGUUCCAUAAUUUAGUUAUAAAACCAAUUUUUGUAGAAAUCUGAACUUUUAUAAACUUAAGGCAAGACUUAACCACAGCUGCAUGCCAGGUCAUCAUAAUGUCCCGAAAUUGAGAGGUGUACUUGUUUCUUACAUCCGCUAUUGAAACAGAUUACUAGAGAAUAUAUAAUUGACAAACGGGUUUUAGACGGUCAUAAUGGGCAUAACUGCAAAGAUGAUGGUGUGUAGAGCCCCUUGCAACUACUCUCCAUUCUGAACAUGGCUUAGAACUGCAGAGAUUGCUGCCUCUCAUAGCUGUCAGUAAGGCAGCACAGAACAAGAACAUGUAUUAUUUUGUUUACGUUUUGCAGGCAGCCACUGCAUACCAUGCAUUCAACUCCCAAGAGAGCCAAGCUGGGAGACUAUAACUCUGCUAAGCACAUGAAAUAGUCCAGUUCACUAAACAUGCUAUAUGUAAACUGAUUGCAGCUGCAGUAAGGCUAUUGUCGCUUAGGAAGAGUGGAACUGCUCUUGGGAAUAAUCAACUCGUUUUAUUAAUUGUGGGAUAAGAGUUUCUUCCUUGUGUGUUUAAAGGAAACUUUAAAAAGGAGUUGCUUUUUUGUUCUUUCUUUGUUUUUGUUUUUUUUUUUAUUAUUUUUUAUACUUUAUAAUUUAGAGUGAAAAAAAAAAGACAAAGGAAACACAUAAAAGCCGCACAUGAAAAACAAUAAAAACCUCAGAAACCUAAAAGAAUAGAAAAAAAAUUGAUGCAUAUUGUAAACAAAAAAUAUAACCAUUGUAAUAGUAAUAAUAAUUUCUAUAAUACUAUUGAUACCAUUAAUAAUACUAGUACCCCCACACAAUGCUUUGUACAGCUCUGAUCUUAUCACUGUUCACUGUGGACCUAUGUCUGCUGUAUUCAGUUGUAUAACAAGUCCCUAAUGUUCCAGUGUCUUCAUGCAGUAAGACCUGGUUUCCAUAUUUCUAAGAAUUUGAUUUGACUUUUAGCAGAUGUUACAGCUGCAUAUUCAUAUAAAUAAUAUUGUCUUAUCCUGCCAAUGAAUUGAUUGUGUUGUACAGGUAGCUUUUUUAUUUUUUUUUACUGUUAUUUUUUUUAAAGGGUUACUUUUAUGUCAUAGUUUCUCGUUUAAUAAUUUACAUUCAGGAUAUGUAAGUCAUUUUUUUGUUUUUUUUUUAAAAGUCAUUCAUACAAUCGGUCUGCAUUAACUUUUCCACAGACGCGGCAGAGGGUUUUGAUAUCCGCGUUCUGCAGAGCUACGAAGGAUCCAUUUGCACCUUCCCGUGCAGCGGGCGUUCUUGGUUUUGCUGCUACACAUAACUUUUAUUCUAUGACAGACUGUGCUGCAAAGAUCCUACCUGUACUAUGCGGGGUCACUGUGGAUCCAGAGAAGAGUGUUAGAGACCAGGUGAGACAUUACAAAUAAAUUAUGAUUAAUCUUUUUCUGUGUAGAAAGCGCAGAUUUUCCUUGUCCUGCCGUUGUCACCUACCAUUUUAUUUAUUUUAGAGAAAUGGAGACUGAGCUCAACUGAGCCCAGUUUAAUAGGGGACCGAGGUUUAAAAUUCUAAAACUUUGCAGAAUAUGUUGGUGCAUUAUAAAUGCCAAUAAUAAGACUCCAUUUUACCCAGAAGACCAUAGGAAUUGGGGAAUAGGGUACAAGGCUUCAUUUUUGCCUCAGUGAUGAGAUUGGUUGAGGAAUAUGGAUAACAGGAUAAAUGGAUACAUUUAGGAAUAGGGUGUAAGGCCCCCCUCUGAAUUACUAAAUUUGUACAUGUUUUGGGAUUACGAUCAAAUAAAAUUAGUAAUAUUUUUGAUACUUCUCUUUGAGAGAUGGUGUUCUACCCCGUCUGAUUUGCUCACAAGGGAGUAAUAAAAGAUAUGUUACAGUCUGCGAGGGAGACAUAGGAAGGAGUAAAGAGAGCAAAUUUAGUCUAUUAUGGGUCAUAAUAUUCUUAUUUGAAUUUUCCAUUCUAUUGACUUUUAGGCCUUUAAAGCAAUCAGAACCUUUCUGGAUAAGCUAGAGUCUGUGUCAGAGGAUCCAACGCAGUUAGCAGAACUUGGUGAGUGAAAUACUGAUCAUUGUAAUAUGUAGAAGGCAUUAUACAAGCAUAACAUUAUCCUGUAAAAUGUUUAGCUUUUUGACUGAGAAUGAUUAUUGAAAUUAAGCUAAAAGCAGCUACACGGUAGAUCAUAGCUUGACCAUGCAUCUGGAUAUGCCAGGCACGCCACUUGCUUACACCUCUCUUUCCAUUAUGUCAGCUCAUUAUCUAGAUAAAGGAACACUCAAAACUACAUUUAUUUAUAACAGAGCAUUGUAAGGUCUACUUAGUUACUAGUUGCUGUAAAUUAAGGUUACUUGGCUCUAAUCUAGCAGAGAGAGAGAGUCACAGAUCCUUGGUGCCCUCAGGAGAUCCUCACCAAUGAUGACCUCCCAGGCCAUAUAAUUGGAAUCGGGGUUUAAGGAUGGAAAUAGCUGUGCUGAUUUUGAGUGAACGCCAUCCGGGAGGGUACAGAAUUAGUAGCUUUAUAGAUGUGCAGACUUCUCUUGAAAGACAGAACACUUUGUUAAUCCCCUAAAGUUCUUCUGCAAGCUUUUAUUUAAAAAUUACUUCCUUUAAAUAUACCUAGUUCACACUGAGUAAAAAUUGGGUAUCUUUCCUGGUUUAUUAAAUUUAUAUUUUAUAAGAUGAGAUUUAGUUAGAUAUUAAAAAGGAAAAAAAAACUGCAUUGUUAAUUUGGAGAUUUUGAGAUUCACACUAUUAUGAAAUGGGCUGUGCUCACAUAUGUAGUGGGUGGCGAUUACCUUUCAUUAAAGGGUGGACAGACUGAAUUCCAUAGUAAGAUAUACAUUGUUUUUUGAUGUGAGAAGCUGUUAGUGUCCUGUCUGGUAGCGCAAAGGUGUGUUGAUAUAUAGAUAGAUAUAUAUAUAUAUAUAUAUUCCUCCUGAUAAUUCUGUUCAUGUACUUAUUCUAAUUCUACAUCGUUUGUGGAGUCCAACGGCAUUAAAGGUGGAUCUGUAAGACUGUUUGUUUCUUUAUCAAACCGCAUUUGUUUUAAGAAAAUACUAGGUGGUCUUCAUAAACAAGAGAUUGCACUGACGCAGAAUUUGAUUGCCUAGUUUAACUCUACUAUUCAUAACUAAUGCAGGUUUUGAUUGGUAAUUUGGCAUUUCUCCCGUAGAGAAAGAUGUACAUGCUGCUUCAGUUAAUCCUGGUAUUGUAGGCGGAUGGGCUGGCUGGGCAGUCACAGGUGUCUCAUCCUUGACAUCCAAAUUCAUCCGCACAAGUCCAACAGGAGGUCAGGAACCGCCACCACCAGCAGCAACCGCACCGGCAUCAACUCCUGUACCUUCCACAGUAAGCAAACCAGGUGAGUUGGUUGUGGCAGAGAUAAAUAGACCUGCUCCUAAUCCUUCUUGUAAUGUACAUUUGGCAAAUGUGCCCAUGCAGGCUCCAGCUGAUAUUCACUUAUCUAUCAAUUUAUUAAAUGGCAGAACAUUGAGCAGUGAAACUACAGGGGAACGAUAUCUUUAUUCAAAUUGCUACAUUAAGCGGAAGUUGUUUUGGUGCUUAUAGUAUCCUUUUAACAUUGCUCACUUGUUUAAUUGUGAGCUGGAAAAGUUUUUGGCCUUUUUAAUGUUGUACCUGAGGCUAUUGUAUGUUUUAAAAAUGACCAACAUCUCACGAUCAUAGAGGAUUAUUGAGGGGAAAAUCUGCAAUACCAGACUUAAUAAUUAUCCAUUCUAAUUAGCCAUAAAUAAUUAUUGUUUUAGAAUCUGCCCCUUCACCAGUCAUUCCUUCUCCCUCAACCAAAACAUAUGAUGAUGAAGAUAAUGAAGAAGAAGAGGAAGAAAAGGAUGAGCUAGAGGACAGUCCUUUAGAUCGAUGGGAUGAUGAAGACUGGGGUAGCCUAGAGGUAAGAUCCUCACGGUGUUUCAUAUGAUGUCUUCUCCACAAGUACAGGUCAGUCUCUGAUUACGGAAGUACCUCUGGAGUGGACUUGGAUUUAACUAGUGAAAACAUAAAACAUUUCCAAACCUUCUUUUUUGAAAUGGAAUAAAUAAUUGCUUUUAUCUAGGAUUCUGCACAGAACAAGGGGCAGCCCGAAGCUGAUGACUGGGACACAGGAUGGGGCAGUACCUCUAAUAAAAAGACGCAGGAAAAACCAGUGAGUGUCUUUUUCUAAAUAUGUAACUAUUCUGUUUCUGCGUCCUUUUUUAAAUUAUUAUUUAUUUAUUUUUAAAAUCUUUAUUUUUGCGAUGGCAGAUCAUAUGGUAAAGUAACAUUUUUCAGCUUAUGCAAAAGCCAUAUGAUAGUACAUAUGUCAAUUAUAUAUCACAGAAAGAAAAAGAAAGUAGAGAGUUAUUUUGAUGAGGUUUUUCUUCUGCGUCCUUUUUUAAUAAUUCCUUCUUUUUAAAAUAUUUUCAAACCGGUUGAUCAUUCCGAGAAUUUUACCCAUUUUAUUCUCUUGCAUAUUCACCUUCCAUCGUCAUUGUCUGGUCCAAUGCUUCAUCCUUCACUUAUUUGUUUGCUAGAACUCUUUUAUCUUGUAGACUACAUAAACUUCCAAAUUACUUUUAUUUACUCAUUUUUAAAUUUUCUUGCCCCUUCAGUCCACACUUCCGUCCUCCAGAAGCAAAUCCGAACAGUUCACACAUCAGAAACAACCUGAUUAUAGGCCGUCAGCACCUGAGGAUGGUUGGGGGUGGGAUGAUGCUUUUCAGACCGUGCCUUCAACAAAAUCUAAAGCUCUACUCCCUGAAGGCACAAGACCUGCCAGUGAAUAUAACUGGGACAGUGCUGGAGGUGGAGGUAAACAUGUGGAGUUCUUUGCAGCAACAGAACAGGUAAGCCAGGUGGUUAUCUACACAUUUAUAUUUAAAGUAUUGUUCUUUUCUUUACAAUUAUAAUAUUGUGAUUUUCUUAAAGGGGCAGUAUAGACACAACAGCUCGGUGUAGUGAUUACGUUGCCUAAAGUCUCUGACAUAACUGUUUGUCCAGUUUGGAUGAAAUUGACAUUGAGAACUUAGAAGCAUACAUUCUGCAUUAUCAACACAGCCAAGGAGGGGAUGGUCCCCCCAGGUGAAGUGCAGAGCCCUGUUUAUCAACCCGUUUCCAAACAGUCUAACAUAACUGGAAAAUAGUAUCCAUAAACUACAGGCAACAAAACUACUACACCAUGCUGCUUAGUAGCUUAUCUCAACAUUUAUAGAUGAUACAAGGAUGAGUUGAUAUACCUACUCACAUUAUAUUAUCACGGUACUGACGUUGCCUAGAACACAUUACCAUAUAUUGCUGAUGAUUGACACAUCCUUACAGUUCAGGAUACAGUAUUGUAUUCUCCGUUGUAAUUUACAUCCUUAGAGCAUGAGAUACAGUGCUGAACUCACUGAAACUCCUGGUUCAUGUUGAAAACUGUAUCUUUCAUCAGUAUCACACAAGGUUUGUGUGCCUGGUCCACAGAAUUAAGAAAGCAGUGUACUUCUGAAUGCAAUGACAUUUCAUUGUUGCUCAUGCACGAUCUGCUAUAUUGAACAUACAAUCUAUGAGAUGUUAAGCUCUUUUGAGCAGGGCCUUAUUCAUAACCCCUUUCUAUCAUUGUAAAGUGCUGCAGACUAUACAGGCGCUAAAUAAAUGCCAUGUACAGUGAUUUAAACUUAUACUAAUUUUUUUAUUUAAAUAAAUAAAAUGUGUGUCGUAUACAAUACAUUUUUCCCACUGCUGCAUAUUUGGCGAUCUUCUGCAAUGGAAAAGUCUAAUCUAAAAAAAAAAAGUGUUUAUCUUUGUAGUAAAUUAUUUUAUUAAUUCGAGAAAAUUGGUGCAAUUUUCAUAACACUUUAAUUUCAAGAACAUUGUGGGCUAUUUAUCAAUCUAUUUUACAAAUAAAAGUAUUGAUUUACAAAAUUCUAUACAGUAUACAUACCUGCUUCUGCUGCACAGCAAUUAAAAACAUAUAAAAUGGACUAAUUCCAUUUGUCCUUUUUUUGGUAUACUAAAUGUAUGUUUACUUUCCCUCUCUCAACAGAAAGAUUCUGAUGCAGUUGGGGACUGGGGUGGUGAUGACAAUUGGGAGUCUGUAGAAGCUGAUCAGGGUAAGAUAAUACCACCAUUGUCUCAUUUCUUCUGUUUUAACAGGAGCGGGCCUCUCUACAUGGACUUUAAUAUUUUUGGAUAAGCUUAAGUAAUUAUUGGCAGAGGUCACUGUUAGAAAUCAUUUUCCUGUGAAUUAUCUAUAAUAAUUCCUCCCGAUUUUAACACAUUGUGAUCAUUUGAAAUGCUUAACCAAAAAUCUUUUUAUAAUCUAUAUUUUUCUUAUAACCAUAAUAGAUGUUUACCUUGAGAAUGGAGUUAGACGUUCUUGUUAUGAGCUUAGUUGCUAUGUUUCCCUUAGGCUGAAGCACCACUCAUUGUUUGUUUCAAAUAAUUUAAUUAAAAUAAAUCUGUACCUAUAACUAUCACACGUGGUUUUCGAGGUCUUGUUUUACCGUAAGCUCUAGAAAACCACAAAUCUCUCAUCCACUCCUCUAGGGAGUGUGUGUAAUUUGUCAGUACUUGCAGUGUCCAUACAUUUUAGUUUUCCCAGUAAUUUAAAUGUCAGUCCUGGGUGAAUUGCACAUAAGUACAUCUUAUCACUAACGUUGACUGGAAUUACUGAGCAUUGUUUGUGCAGUGUUUGUGUUUUUUCUUUGUUCUCUUUAUGGUGUUAAGGAGUGAGGGGAAGAAAAAAAAGACACGUAAACUGUGUAUUUUGCAAAGUUCUUGAAUGUGAAGGGAGCAUAUAGUGAACUGUAACUAUACAAUAUAUUAAAGUGGCAGAUCCAGGUGUUAAUCAAUUCCCUUCAUUCUUUAAUAAUUUGGUCACUUUCAUAAUUUGGAUUUUAACUAGCCGUUUGCUUGUACAGGUUUAAGUAAAGCUGAAAUUGCACGUAAAAAAAGAGAAGAACGUCAACGAGAAAUGGAAGCUAAGAGGGCAGAACGGAGGGCAGCAAAGGGGCCCUUAAAACUGGGAGUGAGGAAGUUGGACUGAAAGGAGCAGAAGGAUGGUAUGUGGAGGUCUUUGUUUUAUGAAUUUAACAUGUAACAGUUGCAUCGUAUUCAAUUUGUCCCUCUCAGGCAAUAUCCACAGUUUUUUGCAUGUGUUGGGUUUAUACUCUUUUACAGUCAUCCACAUACCAGGGGAUAGUUUAGUAGUUUAAUUAUAUCAAAGGCUGUCAGGAAAAGAUACUAAUAACAUACCACACAUUUUACUGUACCUGUCUGGAUAUACUGUAAGCUGGUUUGAGCCUUCCUAAAUUAUAGGUUAGUAAACUUGCAGUGGUGGCUGGAGGUCCUGGUUACCAUCUUACCUUAACGGAUUUGACAGCCCCAGAGUAGUGUAGGUCACCUGUCGGCUCUGCCCCACUUCUUCCCGCCAAGAUCACAGGCUGGGGGCUGGCACUCUGCGUAUCACUAGUUUUCUCUUGUGAAAAGGGUACAGUUUUAUCAAGGGGAAACUAGUGAUAGCCGGAAGAAGAGUAGCAGAGCAAAUGGGCGCUGUCCUCCAGGCACCAUAACUUUAUUAGGUUAUUGUGGCCAGAGCAAUCCUUUUAAUGUAGUCUCUGGUCGGUAUUUACUUAUUUAGUAUAACCUGCAUUGCCCAUGCAGCAGCUUAGUACUUGAAAAGACCAGAAGCUCUGGUUUAAAGUGUGUGUUUUGUUUUUUUUUAACACUUGUACUUGUCUAAGGACUAGUAUUCAACAGGACAUUUGAAGAAGAGACCUGUACAGCCUGCAAGAAUGUGGACUGUAUUAGGUUUUUAAUUUGCCAGAUUGUUUCUCCUCUAAAUAUACAAUAUAAAUUUAAAUAUUGUUUCCGUUAGAGGCCAGUCAAGGCAGUGCACCCAUUCCCACAUACUUUAUCACCCUCGAACAACUCUCUUUUCACCAACAUGAUUAUUCGUACAUACCGACCACAAUUCUGCCUCUCCUUCCUACUCCACCUUCAUGGGUGGAGAGAUCACUCCACGCACAUUGCUUGUAUUAGUGGUGGCUAGCAAGCCCUGUGACAGCAGAAAAACUGCUUGCUCAGUCACUCCACUGUUAGUUCUUCCCCAGCUGAAAAUCAGUUCUUGGUGUUAGACAUUUUAUAUAUAAUCUUUGUACAAAAAAAAGGGCUAAUUUUUAAAUUACACGAUAUGCUUGCAAAAUUGGGGAGGGGGAUAUCUUCUGCUUUGAAAUACUAGAUCAGGUAUUUUAAAAUGCAUAUUCAGUUGAUAGCAGACUGUGUAUUUUAUUCUUGCCACAAUCAACUUUAAUCUACCUGUACUGAGAAAUCUUUGACUAGUACAAUGUAUAAAUUAAAUAAGUGGUUCCCAAACCAGUCCUCACGACCCAGUAACACUCCAGGAUCUCCAUUGGAAAAUAAAAAGGAAAUACAUAAAUACUGGAUUGUUGGUGGGCUAGGAGGAUUGCUUUGGGAACCACUGGAUUAAAUGAGGUGGUAGGAACAGUCCCACAAUAUGUACCUCCUAUAAAAAGCAAAUUCUCUAACUUAACUAUACUCCCACUGUUGCAGUUCGGCCUUUUCUUCACCACAAAUCGGGAUUUAGCAGCUCAUUAAAAAUGAAUACAUUUUGACUACUAACUUAGCAUCUAGGUCAGGGGGGUCUGUAAAUAAAAUUGCAACUUUCUCGACUAUAUGCCCCAGAAAGCACAUGAGACAUGCUGACUUAAGACUAAAAUAAGUGUCAGAAUUGGUUGAACCACAGCCUGAUUUUGUGAGAUUUUUUGCUGCUUCUGCAGAGGCUUCUAUGGCGAGUGGUACCCUUCUUAUUAAUGUAUUAUCUACAUAUGCCUUAAAAAUGGGGUUCAGUUGCAGCUUAUUCUUUCCCUUAAAACAAAGGUUUAUUUUGGGGGGGCUUUUAUUGCCUUGAAGAAAUAACAUUUAGUAGGGCUAAAUCACUGCUUCCUUCUUUCUAUUUGCAGGUAGCAUCACCAUCCCAAUAAGCUGUAACAUUUUCCAUAAAGAAGAGAGAACAAGGCCAGAUUCAGAUUUCAUAAUAUUUAUGCUGUAUAAAGUUUUAUCUUCCAUACCAUGCUGUAUAUUAACAGCGCAAGAAUAAAAUAUCAUUUUCCAAACCACAAUCUGUGUUGAUUCUAUUAAUUCUUUAUCAUGUUCCAGUAAAAUACUCCUUUUUAAAUUGCUUACACCCUCAGGAUGCAGUCAUUUCUUACAACAGUUAAAAUAUUGAAACAUGCAUCUAUAUAUUGCAUUUCUCCCUUGGUUUUUGUCUUGUACAUACUACAAUAAAGACAUCUGAAAUUAAUUGUUUACAAUAGUAGAGUACAAUAUGUCGGGUCUAAGAAGGACCUCCACUGCAAUGUAUAUCUGACUGCAGUAUAAAAAGCUAAUGGCCUGUGCAAUUGUUACAAUUAAACAGGAGAGAGAAAUAAAAGUAGUGUCUUUGGUUGCCUCUCGCCUGUUUCCCUUUUAAGAAACUGGUAAUUUGUUACAAAAAUACAUUUUAAAACAUUUCCAUUGUAAACAGAAAUUUUGGAUUUGGAAUUAUGGGUAAUGCCCAAAGGUCAGUAGGCUCCUUUUGGUAAAAAUGGGAAAGGAUUAUGCUGGAUUGGUCAAGGAGAAAGCUCUUUAAAUCACAGUUUAACUACGUAGCCAUUUGAUGGGAAGAAUUAUUAUGAAACCAUGUUAAUGAUUUGUAUUUUAGCAAGAACCUUGACACAUCUUUGUUUUCUAUAGGUUCCCAGUGAUAUGUCCAGAUUAUGCAGAAUAUUAAAAGACAUAACAUUGUGUGGGGAUGGAUCGGGUUUUUCAUGUUAAGUCCUGGCAGUAUUUAGAACGGUGUCAGCCCUUGGCCCAUUUUAAAUAACUGACAUUAGGAUAUAGUCUUCAGCCUCUGCAUCUUUAUGAUGAGGUACUGGAGAGGUUGAGAAGACUAGUGUGAUCAGAGAUCUAAA